AUGCAGAUGACACUAGCCCUACUGGUCCUGUGGGCUACAAUGUCCCUGGCGGAGGGCUACAGGAUCCUGUGCGUCUUCCCUGUUCCGUCUCCAAGCCACAACAUCCUGGGGAAAGGUUUCGUGGACGCGCUGCUGGAAGCGGGACACCAGGUUUGGUGGGCGACCCCAUAUCCGGAGAAGGUGAACCAGCCAGAAACCAACUUGACCGUCAUCGAUGUCAGCGCAACUAGGAUCAUGUUUAAAAACCUGAAUAUGACGAGCCGUCAGCCGGUCCACCAAAUGGCAUACCUCGCCUCCGACAUAGCUGCCAUCGCGGCAGCAGCGCCGGGGAUGCAGCAUGCGAUGCUGACGGUGAACUUCCAUGCUGUAGUCACGGAGUGGUUCGCGUCCGAUUUACCGGCUGGAUACGCAGCAGUCCAGCAGGCACCAUGGAUCCUGCUGAGCAGCGUGGUGGCCCACGCUGGCCUGGAGAUGCUGGUGGAUGACGUGACCAGCACGGCGCUCGUGCCCACCAUGCUGACUCGGGCGCCGCUGCCCAUGGGGUUCUUCCAGCGGGCUGCCAACAGCCUCGUCGUGGGGGCGAUGAAGAUCGGGACUUGGGCAAUGCGCGUCUACUCUUCAAAGCAGUACACGGAUCUCUUCGGCCCCCUGGCGGCCGCUCGCGGCUCAGUGCUGCCGCCACUUUCCGAAGUUUACAACAACGUGUCUAUCCUCCUUGUCAACUCGCACCCCGUGCUGGCUCCCGCUCGAAGCUUCCCGCCAAAUGUGGUUGAUAUAGCGGGGUACCAUGUAGAAGAGAAUGCUACGCUUCCCGAGGACCUACAAAAGCUUCUAGACUCUUCGGCCCAAGGCUUUAUUUAUUUUAGCCUGGGUUCCGUAGUACAGGUAUCUGAACUGCCAGCUAGCCUGAAGACAGAGCUCAGCCAGAUGUUAGGUCAGCUGCCUUACACGGUGCUGUGGAGAAGUGAUGAGGAGCUGCAGGACCUUCCGAAGAACGUACAUGUGAGGAAGUGGUUUCCACAGCCUGGGAUAUUAGCGCACCGCAACAUAAAGCUGUUCAUCACUCACGGCGGCCUCCUGUCUCUGAUCGAGGCCGUCCACCACGGCGUGCCGGUACUGGCCGUGCCCGUGUUCGGAGACCAGCCCGUGAACGCGGAGAGAGCGGCGGCCUCAGGCCUCGCGGUCAAAGUGGACUUUCAUGUUGGAAUGGCGAGCGAACUGCGAAGGGGACUUGAUGAGAUGAUUGGCAAUGAUAGUUAUUAUAAAACAGCGAAGCGACUAUCAAAGCUGUUUCACAGGCGUCCAGUGCCGCCCUCCAAGCUGAUACCUCACUACGUGGAACUGGCCAUAGAGUCUCAAGGUGCCUACCACCUGCGGUCGGCAGCGCGGCACUAUCCCUGGUAUGCGCGCGCACGGUUGGACCAACUUCUGUUCUGUGCUGCGCUCUUCUACGGCUUGUAUGUAGCGGGGCGACUUGUGGCGCGACAGCUAAGGGCGCACAAGCGGAAAGCUGAAUAA
Cydia fagiglandana is the source of this 1518-nucleotide messenger RNA. RefSeq names its product UDP-glucosyltransferase 2-like. The coding region runs from base 1 to 1518 and encodes 505 amino acids. The transcript is spliced from 11 exons. Lineage: Eukaryota; Metazoa; Arthropoda; Insecta; Lepidoptera; Tortricidae. The record is from RefSeq and is a predicted model, not a curated record. Gene Ontology annotation, molecular function: UDP-glycosyltransferase activity.